AUGGCUAUGUACUGGAUAGAGAAUCUGCCUAUAUGCUCAACUGAUAAAGCAUGGGUGUCCUAUCCGUUGAAUAAGGUGGAGUUUGGUACCUUGAAACCUGGGAAUAGAGGUGGGCCUUUCUUCUCUUCUAGUCUCAGGUUCCAUCAUUUCUUUAAUCAUUCUCUGAAUUGCCCCCAUGUCAUUCAAAGCAUUGACAAGAUGCGGAUUUCGUCCAUAUUCUGGCUGGUUGUGUUCAAUCCUUUGUCCGACUUUGUAUGGUCUGGACAGAACUUCCUCCCUAUGUUCUUCCUCAUUUUCGAAAUCUGGAUGAUUCCUUCAGUUUGCCCCCCGUCUGUUCCUGUUGUUGUUGGCAAAAAGGUUAAUUCCCCAUCUGCCUCUCCUGCCUCUCGCCAGGGGAGGGAAUGGAUUGGGGUCCGUCCUUCUAGGUCUGUAGGGCAACACAGCUGGUUGCUCAGGCAGAAGUGCCAAGGGCUGACCACAUGGGGCCACUAG
Molecule: messenger RNA, 492 nt
Organism: Prunus armeniaca (apricot)
Lineage: Eukaryota; Viridiplantae; Streptophyta; Magnoliopsida; Rosales; Rosaceae
Source: the annotation of a GenBank genome assembly